This is a messenger RNA of Halichondria panicea, 5955 nucleotides long. RefSeq lists its product as uncharacterized. Bases 195 to 5732 code for a protein of 1845 amino acids. The record is from RefSeq and is a predicted model, not a curated record. The transcript has 27 exons. Gene Ontology annotation, molecular function: GTPase activator activity. Gene Ontology annotation, biological process: activation of GTPase activity; signal transduction. NCBI's taxonomy places the organism in Eukaryota, Metazoa, Porifera, Demospongiae, Suberitida, Halichondriidae.
UGUACUUCAUGUAUAAACAACAUACUCGCCUGCAUGCACAUGGUGAAUAGCUCAGCUUAGUUGCAAUUUCUUUAUAUGUGGAGGAGAGAUCGUGUGGGAGUCUUGAGUGCGAGUGGAUGUCUGUGUCAUUGGAAUGCCGACUGAAUUCAUCGCAGACUCCAUUAUUCAACUCCACAGUCUAGUCUAAGGUUAUAAUGUCAGUCAACAUAUUAAGAGUGCUUCGUAAAAGAAACAAGAGCGAUGCUAAAAGUGGUCGGAAAUCAACGUCCACCGCCCCGGACCCCCCAAAGCAACGGAAGGGAAACUCCCUCUCUGCACCCCCAGUAGAGGUGUCUAUACUAGCCUCACCCUCACACCAGCAUUCCAAGAGAAAGAUCUCGCUGAAUAUGGACUCCCCCAUUCAUAGUCGUCCCCCGGCAAGUCCACUGGUCACCAAAUCAUCGUCUGUGGGUAACUUCCGCCGUGAAAGUUCCCCCAAUGUGCCCAACACGACUCCUGCGGUACCAACAGUGAAUAUUAUGUCGUACCCCGAUGACUCUCAAGCGCUGGAUCGACAAGGAAUCAUCGAUAUCACUGUGGAUGUGCAGAACUUUCUGGCUGCAAUUUCAAGACUCAAGCAAGCAAUGGAAGACCUUGAUAAUGACAUUGAUGAUGUUGGUAGUCGUGGUGAUGAGGUGACUGAGCCGCCACCAGAUAUUGUCCUCAAGAGACUAUCAGAGCUGGUACAGGUGGUACAGACUUGCCUGGGCCAACACCCUGGCAUGCAGAGCACUGAGAUCAAGAACACUGCCAUGACACUCAUGCAGACUUAUCAAGACUGCCCCCACCGCUCUGCCUCCAUGUGUCCUGGGUGUGGUAAUGCUAUUGACUCGCUCAUCGACGCCUUCACUAGCAGCGUCUCCGAGCAUCUCACCGGAGAGUCAGUCCAGCUGCCAUUACCACAGCGGAAGGUACUGGAGAAGAGUGGUCUAUCUCACUCACAUCUCAAGGGGUUCUCAAAGUCACAUGACAAUCUGGCCGUCAAAUACAACAGUUACCUCGACCUGACGCAGCCAACCGGUGAUGAAGCAGUGCUAGCGGUGGACCAGAUUGACCAGGCAUUGUCCGAGGUACAGGGGAGUGUGGAAGUGGCUAGCAAGUACCUCAAGUCACGGAUCAAGUACCACAGAGAGGUCACCUCCUACCUCAACAAGAGAGCUCAGAUCGAGGCACGAUAUCAUCAGCAAAUGUCCAAGUUGUGUAAGAGCACACAGGGUGCACUGAAGGAGCUGAGCACUCACGAGCCGUGUCUGCCACUCAUGGACGUGGUCCAGGGUUCUAUUGAACAGGACAUGAAAUUUGCGACCAAUUGCAAUGCAACGUACAACUUUCAAGUGGGAGGCAAGAUCACCGAUAUAUUGGAGCAGAAGAACAGUGAGUAUGACAAGAGAAGGAAGGAGUACACUCAGACCUGGGCCAAAGAGGAGAAGAAACUGGCGGAUGCUCGGUCAAGCAUGAAGGCAGCCAAGGCCAAGUACGAGUUCCUGGGGCAGGAUCUGAUACGCGUCAAGAACCUGAUCUCGCUAGAUCCGUAUGGGAAACAAGCCGACAAACGGAAGAAGGAGGCGGCCGACUACGAAACCAAGUGGCAAGAUGCUGAGAUGGCCUACAAGAAUACACUGGCUCUCUGCAAUGACUGUCAGUAUCAAGUACACGUUGCAGCCAAGAAAUCGAUCCUCUGUGCUUACAGGCGAAUUAUGAUAGAUGCCGAUACACAACUACAGAAUGGUCUUGAGACAUACUUCAUACUACAGCACAACUUCUUCCAAACACUCACUGAACCUAUGGUACAGAGUCUUGGAGCGGUGCAGGAUUACGGUCUGGGGUCAGAGUUCAUGAACCAUAUCAGUCGUCAUCCUCGACAAGCCGAGGAGUUGGAGGAUUAUCUCUUUGAAGAAUUUGACCCUGAGGCUGCUGAGAUGAAUUGCCUGCUCACUGACAGGGCUAUCCCUAACUCUGUGUCCAACGAUGCCUUCCUGCCUGGAGAUGGCCCCCCGAGGGAGCGUGCCUCUAGUCCCAAUAUCCACCACAUCUCCCACACACCCAACCAUGAAGCACGGUCCUAUAGUCAGGGGCAGGUCUCCCCUCACAUCAGCAGACCAAGGCCACGAUCCAUUGCACAUCUCAUAAGCGACACAGACGCUAAGGACUCAAGGAGAUUGAGUGACAUCUCCGGUGCGACCAGGGACGGUGGUACCACUUCCCCUCCUCUCCCAUUCGAUGACGAUGUUCCCAUGUCGAGGAACGCCAUGGCCCACCCCUUCAAGAAACUGAGAGGACCUGCUCGCUGCAGAGAGUGUGACACUUAUGUGUACUUUCACGGCUUUGAAUGCGAAACAUGUGGUCUGGCCUGCCAUCGCAAAUGUCUGGCCAAUCUUGCCAUCAAGUGCGGGAGCAAACGUCUGGCUAGAAAGAUGAAUACGUUUGGGGUUGAUUUCCAGAAGCAUCUCAAAGCCACCAAACGGUACAUCCCCAUCAUUGCCACAGAAUGUAUCGCCGAGUUAGACCUCAGAGGAUUGGACACCCGAGGAUUGUAUCGUAUCUCAAGUGCAAAGUCGAAACUGGAGCAUUUGUGUCAGUUGUUUGAGACAGGAGGGGACAGGGUGGACCUGACAGACCGCCCCGCCCACCUUAUCGGCUCUUGCCUUAAGCUCUAUUUCAGACAGCUUCCGGAACCGCUACUGACCUUUGCACUCUACCAGGACUUCGUAACCUUUGCACGUGAGGCGUCGUACAUCCUGCCUUGUAAGAUCGAGUCCCUUACCGGAGAGAAAGCUGAGUCAGCAAAGAAAAUGUUAGAUCGUUUGAAAGGUCUCCUCCAAAAACUUCCCUACGAGAACUACAUCACCUUAGCAAAGCUGCUCUACCAUCUCAACAGAGUGAGCAGUCCUGAACACGUGAAGAACAACUUCAUGCCUCCCAGCAACCUGGGUAUUGUGUUUGCACCCAAUCUCCUUAGACAAAGGGAGAUGGUUGCCUCCCUGAGGCUGCUAGCGGACAUGACGGCACAAGCCAAGGUAGUCGAGAUCAUGAUAUCCCACGUCCCCGAGAUAAUCCACGUGCCUGAUGACCAGAUCAUGGACCAAGAUGUGGAGGUCAGCAUUAACAAGGAAGUGCUAGUGGACGACCCAGUCAAAUCACCACUAUUGGAUAAUGAUGAUGCAAUGACUGCCGAGUCUCGGACCCCCAACACCACACCCCCUGAGAGACGAAGGGAGAAUGUGUCCGAGCUCUCUGACGUGCUCGAUGCACUACAGCUAGUAGGCAGGAGAAACUCACAACCAAAUAUCUCGCUGAUAAAACCCCCCCAUCCUCAACUGCUGGAGGUGAGGAACUCAUCCGCCUCAAUCAGUGCUCCCGUGUUCUCUAACCUGCCCUUAAAUGUUGGUACCGGUGAGAAGGACCAACUGACAGCCCUUGGUCGCUGGUUAAGAACUCCUGCUACACACACUCCAACAUUGGAGAAAAUGCUCACACCCGUUCAGGAAAGACAAAGAGAGACCGACUCAGAGUCUUCAGACGAUGACGACGAAAACAGUAUUAUCAUUUCCGGCAGUCAAAAAUUGGAUCACAUUUUAAGCCGCUCAGAAUCAGGCCUUUCAAAUCCAAGCAUGUCUUGGACUUUGUUUGACGAUGCAUCUGAAGUUAGCAGCUUGAGGGACAGUAUUUCAAUUCUCUCCGAAGAAGAUAACUCUCUGCCACGAGGAUUUCGCAUGAAUGGAAACAACGAUCGUAAGAACUCAAAAGAAGAGCUUUGUGAGUCAGCACAAUUGAACCACAAAGAAUCGUCCCAAGGCAGUGAUGACUCCAGCCCUUUUGUGGACAAUAACAUAGCAGCAGAUUAUCCGACGUCACCAAUGUCAGGUCCACCGAUACGUAUUUUGGGCGAAACUGAAGCAGAACUAAUGGACAUGAAUCGUCAAAAAAUGUCGAUUAUUUCGAUUGAUGAAGGUAUUAUAUUUGGUGCUGAUGCCUCCACACAGAGUCCUACAAGUACGUCUGAUGAUAGGCUGUUAUUCGAAGAAUUUGAAUCACCAGAAUCCACUCUGAAACCGAGCAAACUGAAUCGGUACGAACGAUACGAACGCUAUCGAAUGGCCAAUCCGAUUGGGGAAGGCGAGGUUACCAUAGAGCAGUCCCAAGGCUCUACACAAGACAGUGUAGGGACACUGACAGAUGGCGUGCCCUCGGAAAUAGACGAAACAUCACCAACUGAAUCGCAGAAAGAGUAUGAAUGCGAGGACAAUCAAAAUGGAGACGAGACUGCCGAGGGAUUAAGUGAAAACUGGGAAGCAAUGAGAGAUACCCACAAGCAUAUUGAUAGUGGGAUUGAUGACAGAGGUUCCCCAGAUACCAGAUCAGAGAAGAGCAGUAGUCUAAAGCGAGCAUCGUUCCCAGAGAUUAUUGGAUUACGUAAUUACAGACAAUUGGUGGAUUUUGACAGUCAAGAAUCGGGCCUUGCUGACUCACCAGAUUCUGCCUCCCUGCUGAAUGAACCACAGCCCCUGACCGUCAUCACCGGACCCCACUCUCCACCUGAUACACACUCACUCGUAACACACGUACUACGAUCUCCGACAGAUCCACUAGCCCAGCAGUUUAUGACUUCCGGUACCUCAGCUGAAUUUGCCUCAAGGGAAAGACGAUCAAAAUCGAGUGAGCCCGAUUUUGGAGGCACACGCAAGCAAUCUGAUUUUGAGGUUGUUGUCGAUUUAAAUACGGAGCAACCACAACUUAUUUCUAACGAAUUGGGAGCCUCUGUCGAGAGCAUAGACGGUUGUGAAACUGAUGAUUGCCUGACCAAGUCAAUGUCAGCUCCUAGAAGUUUAGAGAGUGUGGCGUUCAGUUCUAUUGCGCGGAAUCCCAUACAGCGACACUCCACGUACGACUCCAUCGUGGAGAAACGACCUCGAGCAUCCAGUGUUGAGCCAGCUUCACCCAAAUCAACCAGUACCACAAGUUUCUCCCCUAAACACGAACUACACUACAAAGCGUUGGCGAAUGCUCGCAGCACGACUGUCAUCUCUCCAGCGCAUUCAACAUCCACUGCUAGCAGUGAGAGCGAUCUGAGCCUACAGGGAAAAUCUCUUUCCAGAAGUUUGAAUGCAUUGACUUCCUCCUCCCCCACGAGCAGCCCGAACGGUUCUAUGAAGAAGAAGAAGAAAUGGGGCAAAAGACUGCAAAGGACUUUCAAACCUGCCCUCCGUGUUCUCAAGAUAACUCCUAAUAAUACACCAAUUACUGCAAACAGAGAAGACAUUGUACGCGAUAUUCACCUCUCCUCGCACACACCUGAAGCCUCCCCCUCUCCGUCAGAAAUCGAGACCAAUCGGGUGCGUAUGGUCAGCCCGGACUCCCUAUCAAAUGUUGCUAAAAAGUCAUCACGUACAAUGCAACGUUCACGUAGUUGCGACCAUCUGUUGGAAUCUUCAAACUGUACUGGCAAUGCCCCGAUUGCAAUGGGGUCACUUCAAGUCAUAACUGAGCCCAAAUCAAAGUCGAAAAAGGCAAAGUUUUUCUCAAAUUUCCAUGGACCUAAAUUUAAUAAAAGCAAGAACAAAGUAACUCCAACAGAAGAAACGCAAUCCGCUCCCCCUAAGAGGAGGAAAUCUACGGUUGAUUCUCCAGCAGGAGAAAAUCCAAACAAAAGUCCUAAAACUAGAAAGAAGUCGAGACUUCCUCAUUUUGUUUAACGUGUGCAGUGUUUGUUCAGUAGCAGUUUUUAUCACCACGUGUUGGCUAGCUAUGGCCAGACUGUAAUCAUUUAACAUUUUUCUGUCCACAGAUUUCCUGAUUUUUACGCAUCUAAAUACACUACUCUUGCGUGCACAUAUGUAGGUGUGAUGUAUGUUCACAAAUGUCUGUAGAAAUCACUCUUUUUAUUAUUAUUAUUAUUGAAUGCAAUUUGGCAAGUGA